AUGGUUGGCCAGAAAAAGGACCAAGCGGGAGCCCAGAGCAUCCUCGCGCUCUUUUCUGUCUCCCCUAGCAACCGCGGGCGUCUCGAGGCAACGGCUUGCGAGAGGACCAGGAAGCCGGCUCGGGAUUCCCGCGGGUUCUCGCGAGACGGGGCCUCUCCGCCUCGCCUGCAGUUGUUACCAUGGAAACCGGAGACGCGGGUUUCGCGGGUUGGACGUGGUCUUGGGAAUGUUAAACCCGCCAUGUGCAAAUCCAGCAAGAGUUCACACGUGCUUCCCAUCACCACUACGGUGGGGAUUGCACGGGUCCUUCCCAGCGGGAAGGUCUACAGGCAGAUCUUCGAUGACGAGAUCAACCUGGUGCACGCCCUGGGGAGAGCUAGGAGCAAGAUCAGCCGGCACAAAGUCCUUCCGGGAAAGAUUCCGCUAGUGAGGGAUUUGGAAAGAAGGACCAGCUAUGGAUUCUUGUCCGAACGCCAACAGACGUGGAUCGAGGCAAUGCCCAAUGAUCAGCUCACUGAAAAUCCAGUGCAGUACAAGGAGGCUGUGACUCUGGCACACGUAAAGGCUAAAGAAAGCGAGAAUGUAAUUGCCGCGCGGGAAGUCAGAGGGCUUGCCGAUGUCAUCAUUUCAGAGAAAAGAUCCAGCAGUAUCGUGGAGCGGAUCUACGAGAACAAAAAAUUAUGUUACGAAGAAACCGUGGCACAAUUCCGGCAGGAACUAGCACGCGUCGGAAAGAAAAUAGAAGAAUGUUAUGUGAAGCCUGGAAAAUUAUUGUUGACCCAGUUACAAGAAUCAGCUGAGGCUUUUGAAUCCUUUUUUCGUGCCUCUGAAAGCGACGUCACUUUAAUCUCCUACACCAUACAGGACUUUGAGAAAAUGUGGGGUCUUCUCUUUCAAGAGACCCAGCGAAGAAGGCAGUGGAUUCAAGAACUGGAUGAAGCUUUACACCGGGCCGAGGUGAACCGAGCAGAACAGAUCACAGUCAUCCUGAGCAAGUACACCAAGAUGCUAGAGGAUCUUGCCUAUCUCUUAUCCUCGGAUGUCCACAGAUUCGUACACCAGGAAGCCAUGAUGAUCAACCAAGCUCUCCUGGCCAAUCGGAGGGCGAUCUCCAAGUUGUUCCUUAACCUGAUGGAGGCUGAGCUCAAGAAGGAUUCCUUUUAUCGCUGUCAGCUGGAAGAGAGGAAGGAGAUCUGGAAAGUCGUGCAGAAGGAGCACCUCGUUUCCAGCUUCCA
Molecule: messenger RNA, 1235 nt
Organism: Protobothrops mucrosquamatus (brown spotted pit viper)
Lineage: Eukaryota; Metazoa; Chordata; Lepidosauria; Squamata; Viperidae
Gene: CCDC180
Product: coiled-coil domain containing 180
Exons: 9
Source: RefSeq, a predicted model, not a curated record